Messenger RNA from Aspergillus ibericus CBS 121593, 2033 nucleotides. RefSeq names its product transcription factor domain-containing protein. The coding region runs from base 218 to 1969 and encodes 583 amino acids. Gene Ontology annotation, molecular function: zinc ion binding; DNA binding. Gene Ontology annotation, biological process: DNA-templated transcription. The transcript has 7 exons. The record is from RefSeq and is a predicted model, not a curated record. Lineage: Eukaryota; Fungi; Ascomycota; Eurotiomycetes; Eurotiales; Aspergillaceae.
CUGACACUGUGAAUAGGUAAAAUGCGAUAGACGUAGCCAUUGCGCCAAUUGCAGAGAUGUGGGUGUCGAAUGUCAACGGCUUCGCGUGAGACCAUCCAGGAAGAGGCCGUUUCCAGCCCAUCUAAACCGUGAAGAGAAAGUACUAAACUUGGAAGCGACGGCAAGUCCGGCAAACAGAGACAGUUAUUGCAACCAAGCAUUCAACACAGAUGGUAUAAUGGAGGAUCGACCCUCAAGGCGCCAGCGAACGGACGGUCACAGUGAAUGGGGAGUAACCCCAGAUAGCAUUGGUACUCCAGGCACCGACGCUGGGGGCUCCAACUACCAUGCAAUUCAGGCAAAGUCUGUGAUCGAGCUGGAGCUCGGCGAUUGCAGGCAUAUUAGCAAGGAGCAGCAGUCCAUUCUCAAUUCUGCACUUCAAUUGGUCAGCCAGCUUGCAGAGAAGGAACCUGUAGAGGCAGAGGGCUGUCUAGGAGCCGAUGGUUUUACUGAAGAUCCCACUCUUAGCGUCCCGGAGAGUCCGCCCCCAGAGCUACUGUUCAUGCUCCUCCGAGUUCCGUCUGAUAAUUCAGAUCUGCGAUGGCCUGAUCAUAUAUCCAACAAGACGUUUGAGAAAAUGGCAACCGCGUUGAUGAACGGAGAUUGUCGCGGGAAACUAUUUCAUCAAUAUUGUGUCUGCAUCUACGUCAGAGCACUCUGCCAUUUGUAUUCCCUUUCCAGGGUUGCUGCCAACGCCACCGUGAAGAACCAGCUAUAUCGAUCGAGGAAAGUGUACGUAGCUGCUACUCUUCGGAGUAUCAAGCAGUUCGACAUUUUAACACCACCGAGCCUCCCAUCUAUACAGUCUUUGAUAUCAGCUGCACUCUUUAUGCAACACCUCGGGGAAAUCAACCAAUGCUGGACGGUGAACUCGUAUGCCGCUCGUCAAAUCGCAGCCCUUGGCUACCAGAAGGUCCACAACGUUUCCAAUCGCUCCGACACUGAUCAGGAGAUACAUAGUGCGGUAUACUGGUGCUAUUAUAUUGAUAGGACCCUGAGCGCGCUGCUGUUCCGGCCGCCAUCCUUUCCUGAUAUGGCUAUCUCACCAACAGAACUUAUCGUGCUGGACACAUCAUCACCCUACGGUCCUUUGAUCCGAUUACUUCUGGAUCUCUCACAAAUCCAAGGUCGACUGCUCGCAAUCCAGUUUCAAAAUACAUCUCAGACUCACGUACUGGAUGACUGCCGUCGUUUACGGGAGAAAAUGGAAGACAUUCUUCCUCACUUACAAUCCAGCCGAAAAUCGGUCCCUAAGGCUAUCCAACACGAUUGGAUAGCUACCGACUUUUGCUAUUAUGCCAUUCUCGUGGAGAUCCAUCGUACUCGCCUACGGUGCUCUUUCACACCGCUAGUUCAUAAAGAAUGUCUUGCCUGCGCGCGACGAUCCCUAGAGGCAUUCCGAUUCCUUCUCCAACAUCCAGCAGAGAUGCCCGGAUUCAACGAUCCUUAUCCGACAUUUCUCACCUGGACACUCUUCCUCUACCCCCUCACCCCAUUCUUCGUUCUCUUCUGCCACAUAAUCGGGUCACUAGAUCAACGUGACUUUGAUCUCGUUCAGGAUAUUACCAGAUUCCUAUCACGCUUCAAGGGACAUCCACAUCUGGAGAAAGUCCUCAGACUGCUAACAUCUCUGGAACAACUGUGCGAGCCGUUGUUCCAGGGCCGUGUGGACGGAGCAUCUACCCGACCGUUGGACAGACCUUUGGCGUUGUCCGUACCUGAAACAAACAACACCAGUGAAGUUUUUCCUUCUGGGGUAGAGCCAAUGAUGGGGGGCUUUACUGGUGGUGAUAUGCAUCCCAGGAAUAUAGGCAUAGCACAUGCCGAGCUCGGCCCAACCGCCGAUUGGCUGACAUGGCAGAUGUUUGAUAGUCAGUUGCCGUCGGGAUGGCUGAAUGUAGAUAUGGGUUUGUAUGGCCUUAAUGGAUAGUCUACGGUGAUCAACAGAAGACGGUAAGACGCGCUUUAGGCCUUUCUUUUAGUUUCCACUUCAG